CCGCCUGCUGUUCGCCGUGCUCCUGCAGCUGGCCCCAGCCCAGGCCCCUGUCUCCCAGCCUGAUGUCCCUGGCCACCAGAAGAAAGUGGUGUCAUGGAUAGACGUGUAUGCUCGUGCCACCUGCCAGCCUCGGGAGGUGGUAGUGCCCCUGACUGUGGAGCUCAUGGGUACUGUGGCCAAACAACUGGUGCCUAGCUGUGUGACUGUGCAGCGCUGCGGUGGCUGCUGCCCUGACGAUGGCCUGGAGUGCGUGCCCACCGGGCAGCACCAAGUCCGAAUGCAGAUCCUCAUGAUCCGGUAUCCAAGCAGUCAGCUGGGGGAGAUGUCCCUGGAAGAACACAGCCAAUGUGAAUGCAGACCAAAAAAAAAGGAGAGUGCUGUGAAGCCAGACAGCCCCAGGACCCCCUGCCCACGCUGCACCCAGCGCCGCCAGCGCCCUGACCCACGGACCUGCCACUGCCGCUGCCGACGCCGCAGCUUCCUCCGUUGCCAAGGGCGGGGCUUAGAGCUCAACCCACACACCUGCAGGUGCCGGAAGCUGCGAAGGUGACACAUUACCUUUCAGACUCAGUGGGCCACUUGCUUCACAGGCCACACCCCAGUGGGAGAAGAGAAGAGCCUGGGGAGAAGAGCCAGCCCCAAGUCCUGGAAUCUGCUUUAGGACCUGGGCUUCUCAGAGGGCUUUCCUGCCAUCGUUUGUCUCCCGAGGCUGCCAUCUAACAAAGUUGAUGAGGAGAUUUGGCAGCAGCAAGAGGGGUCACAUGCCAGCUUGGGGGGAUGGGGUGUUGCCUCAGUUUUUAACUAACUUGUGCAACUGAGUGUCUUACACCUGGCUCCUGCCUCCCCUAAGAAGACCCCAACCUCUGCAAAUAAUGGGCUUUGAUACAAAAACUGUGACCCCCCCACACCCUGAUAAAAGAGAUGGAAGGAGCUA
Molecule: messenger RNA, 934 nt
Organism: Ictidomys tridecemlineatus (thirteen-lined ground squirrel)
Lineage: Eukaryota; Metazoa; Chordata; Mammalia; Rodentia; Sciuridae
Gene: Vegfb
Product: vascular endothelial growth factor B
Biological process (GO): positive regulation of protein phosphorylation; positive regulation of mast cell chemotaxis; vascular endothelial growth factor signaling pathway
Cellular component (GO): membrane
Molecular function (GO): vascular endothelial growth factor receptor binding; growth factor activity; heparin binding
Source: RefSeq, a predicted model, not a curated record